CUAGCUUCACGAAUCAAGGCUGUGAGAAUUUUCAAGAACAUUCGCUGGACUCCAACUCGCGAUUCCUUCCACGAUUCCGUUAACCUUCGACCAACCCUCGUUCUAGACUGGAACCUCGGUUGAUCCUACUGCAAUCAUUGCACCCUCGAAGGAGGGCGAGGUCUACAUGUUCGUUUCGCGCUCGGUGCGCACGAAUUGCUGAGUCCAUACAUAUGUUUAGCUAGGAGAGUUGAAAGUUGCACCGGAUUAGAAAUUCAUGGAGAUCCGGGCUACAUCGUCGUGAACAUGAUGAGUCCUCGGAUCGUGCGUCGCAGGAUUCACCUUCCCCCUCUUAUGACAUUCUAAUAUCCGAUGUGUCAAGUGGAAUCGAAUAUCAGAUGGAAGUGGAUUACAAGCUGUCCCUACCUCCUACCACCAUCCCGGAAGAAUCAAUCCAGCAUGAAAGGUGGAGGUCAUGGAAAAUGAAUCCUCGUCUCUUUGAGGUUGAGAAGGUCAGAUUUGAUCCACCUAUAUUCUCCGACCACGUAUAUUACCUGUAUAUCGAGAAAGCUGAGUCAAAUCCAUAUACUGACCUAUUACCUGUCUUAGGUUUCAAAUACAAAUUGGACCCUAUGAAGGGGAAUGUGCCGUGCCCGUGCCCGUGCCCAUGUCUGAAACUGUGCUUCCGUGUUAGCUGUACAUUAGGAGGGAGAUGAUGGCAUGUCUUCUAUUAAUGAACCAAUCCAAGCCCACCAGUAGGUAUGCAACACGUUAUGUCGGACGGCUUUUAAUCACCUUUCCUGAUUAUAUGAUUCUCACGCUGCAUCUCGCGGUCUGUGAUCAGAUUCCUCUAAAUUCGUUCACCGAAAAUUGGGUCACAUGUCAACCCUCUUCUUUUGUGCUGACGGUUUAGAAUUUCCCCUAAUCAGACGCACUCCCUCAGGCGAUCUAAGCUUCAGAUGGAUACUCUAGGUACGGUGCUCAUUGGAAGUGGGUGACCCAAAUUGUGGGCUACAAAAGUGCAUGAGAGGAGAGAAGAGGAGGCAGGGCCUAGUGGAUUAUGAGAGGGCACCUCUUGGAAGAAAUCUGUGUUGUGAAGCCAAAGAAAGCAGAUCGAUUUCUUCGCCUGUGGGGCCUCCUGACUGAGAACUGCUGUAUGAAAAAAGAAUUGGAGAUUUUGUGAAGGAGUCCCAGCAGAAGGAGGACCGAGCGCGGGGAGGACGGUGCAGGAUCGCACUCGGAUGAAAGGCCCGCGUCAUACGUGCGGUGGAGCUGACCGAGCCUCCCAGUUCGACCGUGCUGCAAUCGCUCAAACUACAACUCGGACAAGAAGAACAUCACUCGUGAUGGCGGCAACUUGCUGCUGUCAUAUUCCCGCAUAUAAAGCGCAGGUUGGAGAAAAGAAGGCCCAGGUUGGCCAGUUCCAAAUGCUGCUGGCUGCAACCGUCUCCGAUCAAACCUUCUUGUAGUCGCGUGUGUCACGUCUCUGAAUAGAUCGGAUGAAAUCUCAGAUCCUGAGAUGAAGAAACCUGGCAGCUGAAACUUGUGGGCACUGAUCUGGAGGUUGUUCGUCAUUCGUUUCUCGUUUACGAGAUUCGAUAUUGUUCUUUAGAGUUUGGUUAAUUUCCAGAAGCGCUCAAAGGCAUGCAAGUCAGCACCCCAAGAACAUAUGUUGCGGACAUUGUUAGCACUUACCAAAUUUCAUGAAACACGGUGUGAUUACAUUUGGUGAGCACUGAUAGCAGUGAAAAUCAUUGCACUAUCUUGGUCUUUUGAAAUCUAUUCAACUGCAUAAUAAUCUACCAGAUUUGUUACACCGGAUGGACAGCAAGCGAUAUAAGCACGUUCAUCACUAGAGGAUGACAGGCAUUCCCGUUCAUUUUGCGCCGUUCGUCGUGUUAGUUUGCAUGUCUCCAGGAGCAGGCC
Marchantia polymorpha subsp. ruderalis is the source of this 1905-nucleotide messenger RNA. Lineage: Eukaryota; Viridiplantae; Streptophyta; Marchantiopsida; Marchantiales; Marchantiaceae. The record is from the annotation of a GenBank genome assembly.